This is a messenger RNA of Puccinia triticina, 681 nucleotides long. RefSeq lists its product as uncharacterized. The record is from RefSeq and is a predicted model, not a curated record. Gene Ontology annotation, biological process: protein transport; endosome transport via multivesicular body sorting pathway; late endosome to vacuole transport. The coding region runs from base 1 to 681 and encodes 226 amino acids. NCBI's taxonomy places the organism in Eukaryota, Fungi, Basidiomycota, Pucciniomycetes, Pucciniales, Pucciniaceae. Gene Ontology annotation, cellular component: multivesicular body; ESCRT III complex. The transcript has 4 exons.
AUGGUCAACACCGAUGGAACGAUACAGUCCGUAAACCGAUUUCUGUACGGCCCAAGCCCGGAAGAAAGGGUCCGGAAAUGGCAGGCGAAGAUCCGGACAGAAGAGAGGCAGAUGGACCGCGAGAUCCGCGGGAUCGAAACCGCCCAGAAUAAGGUGAAGAUCCAGCUCAAACAACUAGCCUCGAAGAACGACCUCAAGAACUGUAAGCUUUUGGCUAAGGAAAUCGUCAGGAGUAACAAACAGAAAGACCGUUUGUUCACCUCCAAAGCUAGACUCAAUUCUAUUCGGAUGCAACUUCAACACCAACUUGCUACCCUGAAGAUUUCAGGCACACUACAGAAGUCGACCGAGAUUAUGAAGCUAUCCAACUCACUCAUGAAGCUGCCUGAGCUGAAUAAAACCAUGCAGGAGAUGUCGCAAGAGAUGAUGAAGGCUGGAAUUAUGUCUGAGAUGGUCGAGGAUGCUAUCGAUACGCUGGACGAAGACGAGGAGGAGUUAGAGGAAGAAGCCGAAGCGGAAGUCCAAAACGUACUGUUCAAUAUUACUGACGGCAAGCUGGGCCAGAUGGGUUCUGUAAGCAGCAAACUGCCUCAGCCCGAGCUUUCCGAACCUGCUCAAGAAAACGACCUGGAAGAUGUCGAAAGGAUGCAGGCCCAACUGAACGGCCUUCUCCAAAGCUAA